This is a messenger RNA of Paramormyrops kingsleyae, 1021 nucleotides long. Lineage: Eukaryota; Metazoa; Chordata; Actinopteri; Osteoglossiformes; Mormyridae. The record is from RefSeq and is a predicted model, not a curated record.
AACUCUUCGCUUCCACGGGCGCCGUCCAAUGAGAAAUGCCGCCGUGCCGUGUCGACCGCUGUGAUUGGCCCCGCUUUCCUGGCAGCUUUCUAAUCUCCGCAAAACUUUUCCCCCUAUUAUUUGCAGGACCCUCCAGUUGCGGAGACGGAGAAGGGACAUCACUUAUGAUCACGGCCAGAAGAGGAGAGAGGGCGAGUGCAGAAAAGGGUGUCCCAUCCAUGAACUGACGCAGUAACGGAAUCCAGGCUGCAAACUUAUGGCUGCAUCCAAAUAAUAUUUCCCCCCGUUUUUGGAUUUUGGUUGCGAAUUCUUUCAUCAUCUGAAGUUGUCUCUUUACUUUAAAUAUACGUUAUCACCGCCGGGGACAUUAUCGGUGGUCAUGGAUACCCAUAUAAGAUGGAAAAUAAAACGGUGGAAAGACCUAUAUGUAAUUUUAUUAAUAGCCAUUCUUUCUGUAACUUUGCAAGUCAGCUCAGCGGAACCGGCAGAUCUCUUGAAGAUAUUAGACUUUCACAGUUUACCAGAAGGCGUAACAAAAGCGACAGGUUUCUGCACGCACAGGAAGUCCUCCAAAGGACCAGAUGUGGCUUAUAGAGUAUCCAAAGAGGCUCAGCUUAGUGCCCCCACAAAGCAGCUUUACCCUGCGGCUGCAUUUCCUGAAGACUUUUCAAUCUUGAUGACGGUGAAGCCAAAGAAGAACAGCCAGGCGUUCCUGUUGUCCGUCUACAACUCGCAGGGCAUCCAGCAGCUUGGGAUGGAGGUGGGCCGCUCGCCCGUCUUCCUGUAUGAAGACCAUACGGGCAAACCUGCGCCAGAGGACUACCCCCUAUUCCAAGGGGUCAACCUGGCCGACGGAAAGUGGCACCGAGUGGCGAUUAGUGUACACAGGCAAACCAUCACUAUGGUUUUGGACUGUAAGAAGAAGAUAACCAAGACCCUAAGAAGAAGUCCUCACCCGAUCAUCGACACCAAAGGCAUUGUCGUUUUUGGAACCAGGAUACUUGAUGAAGAAGUGUUCGAG